Gongylonema pulchrum is the source of this 368-nucleotide messenger RNA. The record is from the annotation of a GenBank genome assembly. Lineage: Eukaryota; Metazoa; Nematoda; Chromadorea; Rhabditida; Gongylonematidae.
AUGAAAAAACAGUUAUUUGCAGCAAUUUUUAAUAAGAAAUUCCGAUGUGUUCAUACUGUUGCAGUAGUUUUCAACCCUGGGGCAGCUGCACCGCCCAAAAGGCCGCUUCCCGAAGUUGGACCUUUCGCUGCGCCCGAACAGACAGAAUCUGGAAGGCAGUCACGUCAGAAACAACAACUGGACUUCCUGCUCAAGCGGCAAAUGCAGUUCAAGCAAGCUGCUGUGGCAGCGAAGAAUAAGGGCGAUAUUGAAGCGGCCAAAAAAUUCCUCCUUGCAGCUAAGGUAAUAGGAAAAUAUUUUAAAGUUGGAAAAAGCAGACAAAAACAACUUCUACCCGCAUGCAUAGGAUGGAAAGAUUGGUCUUAAGU